Molecule: messenger RNA, 697 nt
Organism: Perognathus longimembris pacificus (Pacific pocket mouse)
Lineage: Eukaryota; Metazoa; Chordata; Mammalia; Rodentia; Heteromyidae
Gene: Dnlz
Product: DNL-type zinc finger
Exons: 3
Coding region: 60-605 (181 amino acids)
Biological process (GO): protein folding; protein import into mitochondrial matrix; protein stabilization
Cellular component (GO): mitochondrion
Molecular function (GO): zinc ion binding; protein-folding chaperone binding
Source: RefSeq, a predicted model, not a curated record
GCCUCCAAGAUGGCGGGCUCGGCUUCAGCGGCGGGGGGCGGCCGGAGGGCGCGGCCGGGAUGUGGCGGACGGCGCUGGGCCGCGCGCGCGCGCUGCUGGGCGGUGUGCGGACCCGAUGGCCCGGCCUGAGGCGGCUGGGGGUCGGCGGGGCGGGCCCGGAGGUGUCGGGGCGGCGGCGGGCCUGGGCCCCGGCGCGGGGCGGGGGCUGGCGGGGCUGCGCCUCCGGGCCGGGGCCCGCGGCGGCGCUGGGCCGCGUGGAGGCCGCGCACUACCAGCUCGCGUACACCUGCAAGGUCUGCGGAACUCGGUCCUCCAAGCGCAUCUCAAAGCUCGCCUAUCACCGGGGUGUGGUCAUCGUGACCUGCCCAGGCUGCCAGAACCACCACAUCAUCGCCGACAACUUGGGCUGGUUCUCUGACCUGGAGGGGAAGAGGAACGUCGAGGAGAUCCUGGCAGCCCGAGGGGAGCGAGUGCGCCGGGCGGCUGGCGAGGGAGCCUUGGAGCCGGCUCCGGAGCCUGCGGGGGCUUCCGGCUCCCGCGCUGCCCCGCAAGAGGAGGAGGAGGGUGAGGAUCCCACCAGCCCCAGCCCCACGGAGCGGAGAUGACGCGCGCCUUCCAGAAAGGCACUCCCGCCCGGCCCGGCCCGGCCCCUCACACGCCGCCUGCUUCUUGUCAGUAAACAAAUGUCGCCUCCGUG